AUGGAGAAAAGCGUUGCAUCCUCCUCGCCGCCCUUGCACCUGUGCAUCAACCGGCUGCGAAAUGCAGAGCUCCAGACUCCUGAGAGUGACCUGCCUUGCUUGUGGCUCUUUGUCUCCCCCGCAGCGUUUUUCACAGAGACCCCCCACGACAUGACCGCCCGGGCUGGUGAGGACGUGGAGAUGGCCUGCUCCUUCCGUGGCAGCGGCUCCCCUUCGUAUUCGCUCGAGAUCCAGUGGUGGUACGUGCGCACUCACAAAGACUGGACGGACAAGCAGAACUGGGCCUCCAACCAGGUAUGGCAGACCCACUCCUCCCACCCCCAGACCCGCCCUGCCUCCACCUCCACCUUUCCAUUUUUCUGCAAAGAGCUCAAUGCAGCUGCAUCCCCAUUGCAGACACCCUCUCUGCAAGACUCCACUCCGAGAAAAGACUCCUGGUCAGGAACAACCCCCCCCCCCCCCCGCAGAAGCCUCCUCUGGGGAUCCUUUUGGUGCUAUGAAGAGCAGGCCUAGAGAAGGGUCUAAUAUUCAUUCAUGCAUGCAUGCAUGCAUGCAUGCAUUCUGUGAGGAAUGUGUGUGGUUGCUCACAAAGAUAACAGCCAGGACUGUCUUUUACAGGUUUUAUUGAGUGCAAAAACUAUGUACAGUGCAUGAGUCCAAAAUCCAUGUCUGCCUCAAUCACUAGCAGAUUCCGGAAGUGGUUUCUUCCGGUUCGCCCUCCAGCACAAAAGCUCAGGAAAAACCCCUCUCCGCCUCUUUUCCUUAUGCUUAAUUCCCUGGUGAAAACUCUGCGACGGAAGAGGCAUUUCCAACUCCUUGGGAGUGGUGUUGUGGCUCAUCUCAGCCUGAGUGCGCCUCUGCCUUCUUUGUCCGUUGCUCCUGAGGGCUCGUCUUCACCAGACGAGGUGAAGCUGCUCAACAAAGGGAGGCUCUCUGUACGUUCCUUCCUCUCUCUCCCCUCCCCGAUGGCAGCCCCUGACACAUUCAUUUAUUUAUGCAUUCAUUUAUUUAUUACAUUUAUAUCCCACUUUUUUCUCCGAGGAGCUCACAGUGGCAUAUAAGGUUCUGUCAUUCCACUUUUAAUCCCACAACAGCCCUGUGAGGUAGGAUAAGCUGAGCGGCUAUGACUGUCCACCCAGCGAGCCUCGGGGCCGAGUGGCGAUUUGAACCCUCCAAAGGCCUAGUCCAACACUCUGACCCCCUGGACCACACCGGCUCUAAUAGGGGUGUGCAAGAUUUAUUAUUAUUAUUAUUAAUCGUUAUUAUCGCUAUCUGCAGAUUUUAAUUUUCAUUAUGAAAGCUCAAAUUCAUUUUGUCUCUCGUUCGUUUAAACUGCAUUCAUUUCAUUACUGGAAUUGCUUCGUGCGCUGCUUUGUCGUCGAUGUCUAGAUGUGUCAAAAUAAUAUUAUAAACGCUGUCUGAAGCCCUAAAAAUAAAUCUGGCUACUUGGAUAUUCUGCCAUCGCAAAUCUUUCUGAGGGGGCGAGGGGCAAGCAGUGGCUGCACCCCCUCCAAAUGUCGGCCCCUCUCCAACUCUAUGAUUCUGCAAAACCGUCUCUUCCAAAGGCGAAAGAGAUCCCUUGCCCAGGGCAGAACAGGUUGCCCAGUGGCCUCCCUGCCUUCUGGCACCCGAUACCAUCAGGGGGUGUAUCGGACACAGUUCUGCCACCACCACGUUCUCAGCUGCUCCUAGUUCUUCUCCUCCGCAUCCUCCCUUCCAUCUCCCGCUCCGCCUUUCUCUCCCCUGCUAUCAGACUCAGCAAACAUCUGUCUCUUUCUUUCCCUCUCGCUGCUCACACAGAGAUAAGGGCCAAACAAUGGUGAGGGCCUCUUGCCAUGGGAAUGGGGCUUGGUGAUGAUUUUGUGCUUGGGCAACUCAGCUGCUGCCUGCGCUCAUCCCAUCAGCCGAUGGCCCUGAGGGGUGAGAGGAGGAAGGAGAGAGGAGGAGAGGAGCUCUCCAAGCUUGAGCCCCAUUGCCCCAGAGUGACUUCGGGGUGCACACUAAGAACGUAGGGUUGCACCCCAGCCGAGCUGUGUGAGAUUCCACAGGUUCCAGGCACAUUUACCCAGUGUCUGUGUAUCCUUUUGCAAAUAAGGCACAGGAGAGACUGUGGUGUCUUUCGGCUAGAUCGGUAUUAGCACAUUUGUACAACUUAAGCCUCUCCUGCAGUUCGAAAGCACCUCAAAGUGCAAGUAGAUCAAUAGGUACCACUCUGGUGGGAAGGUAAACGCCGUUUCCGUGCGCUGCUCUGGUUUGCCAGAAGCGGCUUAGUCCUGCUGGCCACAUGACCCGGAAGCUGCACGCCGGCUCCCUCGGCCAAUAAAGCGAGAUGAGCGCCGCAACCCCAGAGUCGGACAUGACUGGCGAACUAGAGCAGCGCACGGAAACGCCGUUUCCCUUCCCACCAGAGCGGUACCUAUUGAUCUACUUGCACUUUGAGGUGCUUUCGAACUGCUAGGUUGUGGCAGGAGCAGGGACCGAGCAACGGGAGCUCACCCUGUU
Molecule: messenger RNA, 2502 nt
Organism: Podarcis lilfordi (Lilford's wall lizard)
Lineage: Eukaryota; Metazoa; Chordata; Lepidosauria; Squamata; Lacertidae
Source: the annotation of a GenBank genome assembly